AUGGCGCCCGUGUUCCGCGAGUUGUUAUCGCCGUCAGUGUCGGGAGCUGCAGCUCCAGAAGAGGCAGACUCGUCAGAAUCAGUGGAUGAAGGGUCCGCGGUACCAGAAGUUCCGCUUGUGCUGUCGGUUUCGGUUUCGGUCUCUGAUGCUGUUGAAGUUUCUGAUUCCGUUGACGAUGCCUCUGUUGUUGAUUCUGAUGUUUCCGCUGAGGAUGUUUCUGUGGAUUCCGUAGUUGCGCUCCCUGUUGCCGAUGCCUCUGUGCUUGAGGAAUCGGUAUCGGACGUCUUUCGCCUCGUUCCUAGUGUCGUCGGUUCGGACAGUGAGGUAACCGGGUCUGUCAGGGGAACGCUCAAGCUAAAACCUCCCUCGAAGCUAUUUUUGUAG
Molecule: messenger RNA, 384 nt
Organism: Fusarium graminearum PH-1
Lineage: Eukaryota; Fungi; Ascomycota; Sordariomycetes; Hypocreales; Nectriaceae
Exons: 2
Coding region: 1-384 (127 amino acids)
Source: RefSeq, a predicted model, not a curated record